CUAUCACUGGGCCAUUAGCUCAUCCUGUAGAGGAUUUCUAGGGAAAGUAUAGGAGUAUGCAGCAAUAGUUCCUUCUCUAGUAGCAGAGAAAGAAGUUCUGUAUCACGUACUCAAAAAAAUACGGCCAGCAGUGGUCUCUGUGUGUAAAUAAGGCGUGUAACGCUGUGAGGCAGGUGGGCGCUGAGUGGCGAGGAGGGAGAAGCGGUCGUGUCCCGCUGCUCGCUGGUGCUCUUGGCUGUCCCGGCGCCACCUCACUGCCAGACCUCGCUCUUCGCUCUCCAGACUUCGUGGCAGCCGCCGUUUACGACCAGCGGGUCCCGAGGCACGGCUGAAGCCCGGCCGUCCUUCCCGGGGCACCGCGCACCUCACAGCGCGCUGAGGGGACGGGCAGGGCGGGAAGGCGCCAGGGCGGCGCCGCCGUCUCCUCAGGGUCGCGGCUGCGCGUCCGGACGCCGCCUCAGCGCCGCCUCGGCGGGUGUGAGGGGGCUCCGGCGGGGCGGGCGGGCUGGUUCGCUUCUCCCGGCGGUGAAGGGGGCCGCUGCUGUGGUGCUGCCCAAAGAACGCGGCGCUCUGCCCGCCUCGGCCCCUCUCAGGCCGCUCCUGGCAGCCGGCGCGGCCCCAGGUGUGUGUGAGCAGCUGGGAGCCCAACUUGCCGUACCACAGCACCGUGUGGGGGGUGCUCGCCGAGGAGUUUGUCUCUUGUAAUGCCCCGGUGAGGGUAGCUCACCUUGCUUUCCUCGUAGGGGCCCUCAAGUCACGUCCUCCAUCUUUCAGGAGUUACUCAGGGCUGCUGGAAGGUCUGGUCCUCGGCUGUGUCCUCAGCAGGGCGGCUCCCACAAGGUGAUGGCUGCCUCCCUUGAGUGCACAACCUUUGAGGAGGAGCGACUUCCUGACAAGAGGGAAACUAUGAACUGGAAGCCCAGAAAAGUUAAGCCUAUAAUACUGGGACAAACCAAAGCAGAUGAAUGUUCGCGGAAGAAUAUUCCACGUGUUCUUGACAGUGGCUCUGAAGAAAGUGAAUUCUCUGAUAUCUCUGCCUAUGAAGAUGAUGUCAGUCGAUCUCCUGUUGACUGUCAUUAUGUACAGCCUGACCUAGAAGACCUGGAUGGUGAAAUCUCAAAUAUGCUUGAGAAUGUUACUUCUCCUGAGCAGCAAACUGCUUCGGUGUAUGAGGUGGAGGACUGGGAUAAAGAAUUGGAGGAGUCUGAAAGUAAUCCUUAUGAUGCUGGUGAUCUCUACUGCGGAAGCUUUCAGGAAAAUAAUCUUUUGGUCUCAUACUCCUUGCAAGAGGAAUCGUUGUACAACCCAUGUUGUCACCAUGCAGCUAGUCUUGCUUUUACACUGCCGGUUAGAAUGACUGAGAUUGGCCAGUUUGAUGAUGCUGAUGAAUGAGAUCAGAACUAAGUACGGCUUCUGAGUUGGAUUGUGUUCUUCACCAAGUUGUGUCAAGCCAUUUGGCUUGCUUGCAGUUUUCUGCUUAAGGCCCGAAAUGCCACGCCAUCUCCGAAGUUUAUCUUAGACUGUUUCUGAGGUAUUCAUUAAGCGACCACACCUGACCCCGGGAAACCAGCGUGCAGGUGCUAGCUGCACGCAGUCAGUGUGUUUCUGGACUACUUUCAGUUUGUAUUGUAUAGAUCUAGGUUGUUGCUAAUUAAUUGUUUGGGAGGAAGUAUUUAAUUUCUAAACUUCAGCUUGGUUGCCAAGCUUUGCCAGCUUUGAUGUGCUGAUAGUUGUGUGUCUGGCUAUGUAACUUGUUCUUUUCUUUCCUUUCUAUUUGAUGUUAUCAAAUUGGUUCAGAUAGCUCUAAAAACUCUUCCUCCUUGCACCUUCUGUGUUGUAGUUUGUUAUUCCAUGUCUAAUAUUUGUGUUUGACAAAAUCAGAUGUGGCAAAUACAAUUUUUUUUUUUAUGUAUUUCAAUAUGAAGGAAUUUGUAAAAUGUAUGUCACAUUUGUAACAUGUAUGCAGACAUAUAGUUGGGAUUUCUUUAUCCAAUAGGAAUGCCGGGUGUUUGACUGUCUGCCAGGAAAGGUUUUUCCACAUCAGACCUUCUUGCAUACAGGCAUAUUAUCUUCUAGGCUCACAGCUGUCUUUAUAACAUUGUCACAUUACGUUAGAUAUGUAAUGACAAAGAAAAUAUCAUUAUAUAAUCUUGGUGUGUCCUGCACACAGUAGUGAGGUAAAGUUCAUGACAGAUGUGGAUAUUUUUGCUGUUAUUUGUGUUUUGACAAAUGGGAACACAAAAUUUUGUUUUGACGAAUGGGAACACAAAAUAACUCCCCAAUGUCUCUAAGAGAAUAGCUGGAAUGAGAACCACAUCCUCCUUGCCUUUGCUUUGGAAUUAAAGGAAAUGAUCUCGAAUGAAAAAUAUAAGUGGAUUUGAUGGCUGAUGACUUAAGAAACAAUAAUCUUCUAAUGUUCAUGUUUCAUUCAUCACUUCUCUCUCAAGAACUUCUUGACGACUUUGACGCUGCCAGAUAUUGGAUCACAGUACCUGUGCUUGUUUAUUCUCAAGGAAGGAGUUAACA
Molecule: messenger RNA, 2526 nt
Organism: Oxyura jamaicensis (ruddy duck)
Lineage: Eukaryota; Metazoa; Chordata; Aves; Anseriformes; Anatidae
Gene: COPRS
Product: coordinator of PRMT5 and differentiation stimulator
Exons: 4
Coding region: 844-1392 (182 amino acids)
Cellular component (GO): nucleus
Molecular function (GO): histone binding
Source: RefSeq, a predicted model, not a curated record